This is a messenger RNA of Diatraea saccharalis (sugarcane borer), 3303 nucleotides long. The record is from the annotation of a GenBank genome assembly. Lineage: Eukaryota; Metazoa; Arthropoda; Insecta; Lepidoptera; Crambidae.
AUGAAUUUACUUUUAAGGAAAUCACUUAAGGUUGAUGUCUUAGGUGACUCUCUUUAUAUGAAGAUCCGCGAUCAUCAAGAAGAGGCGAUCACAGUAGACAUCUUUAAGGGACCAACGCUAUACAUUGACGGUCAUCGAAUGAAAGCAGCUAAGUGUCCUUCAGAUGAACUUGCUAUAACAAAUUGUGCAUUGAUUAAUCCAGAUGACUUUCCCAGUGAUGUCAAGCAUAUUGAGGUCUCCACUGGCCCCUCCCAGCAUUUUGUCUUCAGCAUCAGGUUUUAUAGUGGUGUAGAUCGUGGUACAGUGGGAUUUUCAGCGCCACAACGAAAAUGGGCAACCCUUUCUAUUGGUCAGACUAUAGAUGUAAAGCCAUUCAAAGUACAGAAUGCAGAAUGCCUUUGCAAUGUAAUCAUAGAAGCAGAUUUUAUGCUGAAGAAAACUACUUCAUUGGAUCCAUACGAUUCGGAGCAGAUGGCACGAGACUUCCUUAUUCAGUUCUCCAACCAAAUAUUCACAGUUGGUCAACAGUUGGCAUUCUCAUUUCAAGACAAGAAAGUUUUGUCCUUGUUCAUCAAGAAUUUGGAAGCUGUGGAUGUACAAGCGUUAGCGGCAGGUAAAAACGCAGUUCCACGCCGUGUAAGGAUGGGUCGGUUGCUGCCAGACUGCAAUGUGCAGUUUGAUAAGGCAGAGAAUUCUUCGCUCAAUCUCGUCGGUAAAGCCAAAGGGAAACUACCACGUCAAUCCAUCAUAAAUCCCGAUUGGGACUUUGGAAAAAUGGGCAUUGGCGGUUUAGACAAAGAGUUUAAUGCUAUAUUCAGGCGUGCGUUCGCAUCAAGAGUUUUCCCACCGGAAGUUGUUGAACAAUUAGGUUGUAAGCACGUGAAAGGUAUUUUGCUAUUCGGUCCACCUGGUACUGGUAAAACUUUGAUGGCCCGACAAAUCGGUAAAAUGUUGAAUGCACGCGAGCCGAAAAUAGUGAACGGCCCACAAAUAUUGGACAAAUAUGUCGGCGAGAGCGAGGCCAAUAUUCGACGUUUGUUUGCCGAUGCAGAAGAAGAGGAAAAGAGGUGUGGUCCUAACAGCGGUCUUCAUAUAAUUAUAUUUGAUGAGAUCGACGCCAUUUGCAAAGCAAGAGGCUCCGUUGGUGGCAAUACUGGAGUUCAUGACACCGUCGUUAAUCAACUGUUGUCCAAAAUUGAUGGUGUGGACCAGCUAAAUAAUAUUCUAGUAAUCGGUAUGACCAAUCGUCGUGAUAUGAUUGAUGAGGCAUUAAUGCGACCUGGACGACUCGAGGUCCAAAUGGAGAUAGGUCUUCCAGACGAGAACGGCAGAGUUCAGAUCUUGAACAUACACACUAAACGUAUGCACGAAUAUAAGAAAAUCGCUGAAGAUGUCGAUUGCAAGGAACUUGCCGCCCUCACAAAGAAUUUCUCAGGAGCUGAGCUUGAAGGUCUUGUCCGUGCAGCUCAGUCCACUGCAAUGAACAGACUGAUCAAAGCCUCCAGCAAAGUAGAAGUUGACCCUGAGGCUAUGGAGAAACUGAUGGUAGAACGACUGGACUUCUUGCACGCCCUCGAGAAUGAUAUUAAGCCUGCUUUCGGUACGGCGGCGGAAGCCCUCGAACAUUUCUUGGCUCGAGGUAUCAUCAACUGGGGCUCGCCUGUUUCAUCUCUGCUCGAAGACGGGCAGCUUUACAUUCAACAAGCUAGAGCUACUGAAGCUAGCGGUUUAGUGUCAGUGCUCCUAGAAGGUCCACCUAACAGUGGAAAGACAGCUUUGGCCGCUCAACUGGCCAAACUUUCAGACUUCCCAUUCGUGAAAGUCUGUUCCCCUGAGGACAUGAUCGGUUUCACUGAAUCCGCGAAGUGCUUGCAGAUUAGGAAAUACUUCGACGAUGCUUAUCGCUCAAGUCUCUCGUGCAUUCUCGUGGACAAUAUUGAGAGACUGUUGGAUUACGGCCCGAUUGGCCCGCGAUACUCCAACUUAACACUUCAAGCUCUACUAGUGCUGUUGAAGAAGCAGCCGCCUAAGGGCAGGAAACUACUUAUCCUGUGCACUAGUAGCCGUCGGCAAGUGCUAGAAGAUAUGGAGGUGCUAUCAGCAUUCACGGGCGUGUUGCAUGUACCCAAUCUGUCUCAACCGGAGCAUGUUCUCGCAGUUUUAGAAGAGAGCGACGCAUUCUCCAAGCGAGACCUCGCUAAGAUACAAAACGAUCUAAGGGGCGCUAAGAUAUUCAUUGGAAUCAAGAAACUUUUGGCUCUAGUCGAUAUGGUUAAACAGACAGACGAAGAGUACCGAGUGUUCAAAUUCCUCACUAAGAUGCAGGAGGAGGGUUGCGUAGAUCUCGGCACCACUGGAUUACAUGCGCAUACCACUCUCACGCCCUCACCAAAUCAGGCUUACACACACUCUCCGAGAAACCAUAUCGCUAAAGCAACAGAAUGCUCGCCUUGUGCUUCUGACCUUCGAAGCUUCGAGAUAGAUUAUGACGACGUCAGCGAAUGCACAGAAUCAUUGAUCGACAUCAGCCAUAGUAAAAAAGGAAUGACCGCUAGAGGAAAUGAAAUAUCACCAGCCAAAAUGCCUCUCAUGAGAAUACGAAGUGUCGAAAUUGUGUUUGAAGAUGAAAUGUCCACUUGCGCAGACGCCGCCCUGUUAGAUAAAAGUAUCGAACUCAUAUCGGAUAGUGACGAUUCCACCAAAUGCGUCGAUGAAAUAGAUAAUUUACAAGGAGAGAAAGACGAAGAAGACAAUUCGGUGACUCUCAAUCCAGACGACUUGUCCGAGGACAAUUCCGUUUCCCCAACUAAUAUUCCUAUCAUCGAAGAAGUACCAACAACUGUUAGUUCACAACAGGAACGUUUGGAUGUGGAUGACACCAAUGUGCCGAGUGAAUGUGUGACAUCAGCUUUGGAAGAUUCUUCGUCUCUGAACAUAUCAGAAGUGGCCGAUUCAGGACGUUUCACAGAAGACGCGUGCACUUCAAACAUGGAAACGGUCCCAAUAUUAUCGUACGAAGACGCUUUACUUUCGAGUUCAUUCGACGCCAUCGCUUUGGAUAACGCUGCUGCAUCGAAAUCUCAAGAUGUCGAAGACGUCUGUAGAUUCUUAGAGUGCAAAGGUAAGCUGUUUGAAUACAUAGAUAGUAAUAGUGACAGUUCAGAUAACACAGCUGUAUGCGAUGUGGAGUACUCGCCGACGAACCAAUUGGCAUCUCUUCGCGAUAUCGUAGACGACGACAGCACAGUCUGCGAAAGUUCCGAUUUACAAUACGACUCUUUUAUCGACAUGGGAAAGUUUUGA